UAAGAGGUGGAAGAAUAAUCAUCUUACUGCUGGCGCGAAAAGCUCGCGGAUUCCACGAGACCCGGUCACCAGCGCGACCCCUCGCAUUCCCUCCUCACUGCGCGUGCACGCUGGCGAGGCCGCAGACACCGCCUGCAGGAUCAUCGAUGUCUUUCUCUCCUCCUCUCUCCUGUCUUCCUGCAGUCCCUCGCUCCUCUGCGGUCCUGACAGUUACCUUCGGUGCUUGUGACGCGGUGCACGCGCGUGCGCGAGGCGUGAGUAUAAAUCGCCAUCCGCCUUGUGAAUGAGUUCCAGAGAAAGCUGAAGGUGAAGAAUUCAGGGGCUGGAGUCACAGAAGAACGGUUAUUGGUCUUGACAGGCCCGGUGGUUCCGUUACCGUGACGUGGUAGUGGGUGACUGCAGUUUACCUGGAUUGUGGAUCAUCAGGUGAACUGUUUACAGGUGUAAACACUCAACAUGUGUGUGCAGUCCACGGAGGCGUUCAGGUUCACUUGCGUUCACUGGCUGUCGUGACAUGAGUGAUUGGGCUGGAGGGACAUACUGUGUUCAUUGACAACCUUGUCGUCGUGGUCGUCUUCGAUGCUUGAAGUUGUAGCAGGCCCUAAUGUAGAUCCAGAAAUUCUUCUGAGGCCCAGCGCGAGACGAGUGGCGACACUGCAAUCCCUCCAUGAUCGGAAAUAUCCUUUAAUGAUUCACAGAUUCCCCACAUCCUUCAGUAACUUCCCAAAAAAUGACUCCUAGCAUCCAUCAAUGAUUCCCAGCAUCCCUCAGCACCAGAAACGUGCAGGAUUCAUCAUUGACACCCAGUCACGUGGUGUCACCACUUUUGUAACCACCCCCGCCCCGGUCUUCCCUGCCACCAUCUUCCGUUCCUAAUCCACUUUCACCCUCCAACAAAACUGGCCAAAGGCAACAGCCUUACCUCUUCUUCGUCCUCUUCAUCAUCGACGAUGCCGAGACGGAGGAAAGACGAGGACAUCUCUUCCAAGGAGUUCCACAAUGGCGGCGGGGCGGCGGACCACAAGCACGCGGUCAAGCUCACCAAGCUGCAGAAGCCCGUGCAGAGGAACGCGGCCAACGCACGAGAGCGGUCCAGGAUGCGCGUGCUGAGCAAAGCCUUCUCUAAGCUCAAGACCACGUUGCCAUGGGUACCGCCAGACACCAAGCUGUCCAAGCUGGACACACUCCGCCUGGCCUCCAGCUACAUCGCGCACCUUCGCCAGAUCCUGGACGCCGAGGAGGCGGACUCCCACCGGACCACCUACAUCCACCCGCUUAAUCUGACGUGGCCAUUCACCUUCAACGGACGAGCACUGAACGAGAAUAAAAACUCAGACUCUGUCAAGUGUCCCAACAAACAGGAAGGGACCGUUCACUGCUGAGGUGACAGCACAGAAUACCUGUCUCUCUAUCCACCAUAGCACCUGUGUGUGGACUAAGGACUGCGUUGUGUGACGUCGAUGUAGUGUUUCACCUUUGAACUUUGCACUCAGUGCUGUGGAACGUGCAAUUUCUGGGUUGAGUGGACACGCCAUUCAUUGUGACUACGAGGGGCACCUGAGUGUGUGAAAGACCACAAGACUGAGUAUCCGACUACCUUCCCUUUAAGCAUCAGAAAAGAAUUUUCUAGCAAACUUAAUACACUAUCAAUCUCGCUUAUUUAAAUAACUCGGUCACUCUAAAUAAUCCUAACCCUCGCCCUUGACAUCCUUUCUGAUUCAAAUGACAUUCAGUUUUCCAACACAGACAAUUCUUUUACUCGACAGAACAGACCGUCAACAAGCAUUUUUACAAAGGUUAAUACGAGAGACUUCUCCAUUCCUUCUCCCCACUAAAGUGCCUUUCUAGCAAUAUUUAAUAUUUUUUCUUCCACACUCCGGUCACUCAUGUGACUAAAGUGACCAAAUCUGACUAUCAACUCGCCUGAAAUGUUUGCUGGUGAUGCAACCUUUGUUGUGUGCAGCUUUCACUAUUAUUAGAUGUGCAUCGCUAGUACAUCGCAACAGAAACUGAAGUUUGGGAUUUUUUUUCUUUUCACCUAAAUGUGAAACUUCACAAAUGGCGUGAGAUUGCGAUUUUCCGGACGAAUACCUGCUUAGUGAUACAGAAAGACAUUCCCGCUCUUGAAACAUCUACAGUCAAACUGACCCUAGGGUGGAAGGUAUAAGGAGAUAAUAAUAACGAUGAAAACGGACCAGACAAAGUUAACCCCGUCAGUGCCAGCCCACAGGUUGACCCACGAACAAUGCAAAACCUACGAGCGGCAUGGACCUCCGUUGUGCCUACACAUACACGAGGUGGAAAUACUCAAUUAAGCGCACUAAUUUAUAAACUUAUAUAUCUUACACUGACACGGAGCUCUGAGACUACAAACAUAUCUGGAACUACAUAUUCCUGCUCACAGACUGUGAAGGUUAAUUGCUGGAAUAUUCUCGGCGGAUGUCUAUGACCUGGUGCUGAUUACCUGAAUUACCUGUAUUACCUGUAUCAAAGGCCAGGUUCAUGACUAGUCUGGAGAUGGAAGCUGACGUCACAAGAGUAUACAUGGUGCUAUGGACGUUGUAAUUUAUGAGCUCGCAAGUUAACCCUCUAGUGUUUGUGCCUUGCGGUCUCUCAACGAACUCAGAUCCGGAGAUUGCAGGUGUGACGGUUAUGAUUUAAACGGCUCCACGUGUGAUGUUUAUGUUUCUGUCCAGCUCGCGCCCAAGAUACUUUCAAGUUCCGUCCUUUCCGCAGAGCCUAACCCCCAUCUCCAACCCCCCCUCACUCAACAACGAAAGCCCCCAUUAACCCCUUCCCCCCCUUCAUUGACACGUGUACAUGUUCUCGUAAAGUAUUUUCCCGGAUUGAGAAAAAAGAAGAAAUGAAUAAACAUUGAAUGUAUGUCGAGAUGAGAAAGAGAUCUUGAGUAUUUUCAUAUUUAUUUAAUUGUUUUAUUGCCGAGCUCUCAUCUCAACUCUUAAUGUUUGUUACCUUCAGUCACCGGUCUCUUUUCUUGGUUUCGUUGAUCUUCGUUUUCUCACAGUCUUUCGCUUCGUGUUUCCUGUCUUUCCCUUUCGUAUUAUUUUCUAGAAUUAUUACAUGUUGGUAUGUUUUUCUAUCUUCUAUUCGCUCAUUAUCCUUUCAUUCCUCGGUCUUUGUGGGAAAGUUUGUGCAAGGACAUCUUGAGACAGGAUGAAAGAAAUAAAAUUUCACGGAGAUAGAAAGCUUCAAGUGUUUUUACUCGUUUUCCAGAAUAACUGACCUCGCUCCCUCCUCGUGUAGACUAUCUGCGAAAAUAGGUGGAAAAGAAAAAGGGAAAACUCUGCAAAGUCAAAAUCACUUAAAAUUGUUAUCUAGUUCUUGAAUUCAGUUUUGGAGAACAUUACCAUGCUUAUUUAUUAUUUAACAACAUAAAAUGCUGGGCCACCUUCAGCACACGAUACUGUCAAGCUGAUCUCUGUAAAUAAAGAGACUACACCAGAACAUUUACUUUCUCAAGAUCUGACAUCUUGUUCUCCUCCACACCCGCAUCAUCAGCUGAAAGCUCGCUAUUGUUGUUGACACGUCCAGGAACCUGCCCUGGAAACCACACCAGUCGAAAUAAACACCAGCACCAAAGCAAGCAGCGGUUGUCUUUCUCUUUGGCAAAAUGGCGGCUGUUAAAAAACAUCAAGAGCUUUCUGCUAUGCGCAAAAAAAAAAAAAACAGAGUGAAAGGAGGUGAAAAUUUCAGUCGCAGUUUUUAAAAUUAUUUGUGGGGGUUUUUGUGGUCUGUGCACGUGCAGCUCGGAUCUCGUGACGGCUUGCGAGACCUCUGACCUCGCUUGAAACCCAAGGCUUGUCAAACCUUUCAUUUGUGGAUCCUUAGGGAGCGCUGGCGGCAAGUCUU
Molecule: messenger RNA, 3870 nt
Organism: Pomacea canaliculata
Lineage: Eukaryota; Metazoa; Mollusca; Gastropoda; Architaenioglossa; Ampullariidae
Product: transcription factor 21-like
Exons: 3
Coding region: 951-1382 (143 amino acids)
Biological process (GO): developmental process; regulation of transcription by RNA polymerase II
Molecular function (GO): protein dimerization activity; RNA polymerase II transcription regulatory region sequence-specific DNA binding; DNA-binding transcription factor activity, RNA polymerase II-specific
Source: RefSeq, a predicted model, not a curated record